Molecule: messenger RNA, 1920 nt
Organism: Drosophila ananassae
Lineage: Eukaryota; Metazoa; Arthropoda; Insecta; Diptera; Drosophilidae
Gene: Plzf
Product: gastrula zinc finger protein XlCGF26.1
Exons: 2
Coding region: 14-1552 (512 amino acids)
Molecular function (GO): protein binding
Source: RefSeq, a predicted model, not a curated record
AACAGUCAAAAAUAUGAACAGCAAGGUCGCCCGUAUUUUAAACAUGACGAAGGUUGGUCACACUAUUCAACAGCUGUUCGGCCUAUUCGGCGUCCAAAACAAUAAGUUUGUUUUUAUUUCUAUUUUUUACAGUAUCCCGGCAUUUAGAAUGUUGCAAACUGAAGCGAUGCAAUCCCUACCCACUUUACACCAACCUCUGCACUCCAAGGUGUCUAAUUACCUGAACAACCAGCGGAGAACCGGGCAGUUCUGCGAUUUGCUCCUGGAAUUGGACUCGGAUGAUGCACUCAGUUUGAGCGUUCACUUCUGCGUCCUGGCUGCUCAGAGUCAGUUAAUAAAUACCAACCAGAAGCAGCAACAGUUCUCCAUCCACAAUCCGCUCAAGAUCACCAUCCGGAAUUUUAGCUGCACCCAGUGCUUUCACACGAUUGUGGAUUUCUUCUACGAGGACAUUGUGUCUGUUUCCAAGGAGCAUGAGUCUCACUUCCGAGAACUGGCCCAGAUACUGGCUGUAACAGAGCUGAUGAAUCUAUACCAAAUGCCCCUGAAGGAAACAUCAGAGAUUGCUACUUCCGGAGAAGCAGAACUCAAUCUGGAGCCGGUACAGAAAUCGGAAGAUGUGUUUGAGAAUCAACAGAGUUAUUUUAAGUUAAAAAAUCCAAAGGCAGUUAAAUCAAGUAGUAAGGUGAACUACUGCAUUGGUUGCGACUUCAAAUGCUAUCAAGUGCAGAAGAUGAUCGAGCACAUGAGCAGCUGCGAACCAUCCCACCUAACCUGCUCUCUGUGCGAGGUGGGAUUCCUCGAUUGGCGAGAGUAUGAUACCCACCUUCGUCGUCACUCCAGCGACCUCCGCAAACCAUUCUUUUGUCUGCAAUGCGGAAUAAGGUUCACCACGCGAGCCGCUCUGUUGGUCCAUCAGCCCAAGCAUUCUACAGAAACACCACACAUCUGUCCCCAUUGCGGAAAGGGUUUUAAGUGGAAGCAAGGACUAAGCAACCACAUCUUGGUCCAUAAUCCCCAAAAGCAAAUGCUCUGCGAUGUUUGCGGCUACAGUACCACCCACAUGAAGGCCCUAAAAUCUCAUAAGCUGCUUCACACUGGGGAGUUUUUUGCCUGCACAGUGGCAGGAUGCAAACACCGGGCCAAUAGGAAAGAAAACCUGAAACUGCACAUUGAGACACAUAAACAGGGGCGUGAUUUCAUCUGCGAGGUCUGCGGCUGCAAAUUCAGUCAAAGCAAGAAUCUCAAACGUCACGCCUUAAAGCACACAGAGACCGGUCCGAAUCGUUAUAAAUGCCAGCUGUGCGGUUUCAGCAGCCAUCGAUCCGACAAGAUGAAGGAGCACGUGCAGCGUAUUCAUACAGAGAAGGCCGUGCAGCUGGAGCUGCCGGAGACUGUGGACAGUUCCUUCCCCGAUGACUUCGAUCUGCCAGUUAUUGAAACUGUGACGACUCCAAAAAAGAAGCCGAAUGCUCCCAAAUGCAAACUGAAGAAUGAAACUAAUCCUGAAAAACGACUGAAAACCUUGCUGCCAAAGGAGACUGUAAAAUAAUCAAAAUAUCAAUGAGUGGUAAUCUGUGUUCGAAUUUAUGGUGGAGAGCCAAGAACAAAAUAUUCCAUUGGCAAAGAGUUUUCCAAAAUAUGCCGAUAAAAGUCAUUGUAUUCGACCUGAUACGAGGAACAAUCAUGAUUUAAUUGUCACAAAAUAAUUGUAAACAACUUUGGUAUAUUGUGCAAGGUUCUUGAAACAACAAUGUUGGGGCAGCUCUUGUCUUAUCUGGAAAUGCCACUGGGAAUUACUGCGUCGUUUCCAGAACGAAUACCUCGCAAUGACUAAGGGAGGCGGUAGUUGGAACCUUAUCACCUUGUGGGAGCUACGUAACAAAUGUUGUUUUUAUAAAAACAAUUAACACAAAUUAA